CAGUGGUAUACUGCCAGCAAGUGGAUUAUGCCGAGGCAGUCAUGCAGCUCAAGUACUUGGGCUCGAUCUUACCGGCACACGACUUUGAAAACCGAGUGGCGUCGAUCGCGUGGUCGCCGAACAAUUUGAAGUUGGCCGUUGCGUCGACCGACCGGUCCAUCAGUUUGUUCGACGACAAGGGCGCGAAAAAGGACCGCUUCUCCACCAAACCGGUAGACUCCAAGAACGGGAAAAAGAGCUACGUGAUAAAGGGUAUCGCGUUCUCGCCAGAGUCGACGAAAAUCGCCGUCGGCCAGACCGACAACAUCGUCUACGUCUACAAGAUCGGCGAGGAAUGGGGCGCGAAGAAGGUGAUUUGCAACAAGUUCCCGCAGAGCUCGGCCGUCACUUGUCUCGCCUGGCCCACCGAGGGCCCCAUCAUAGUCGGCCUGGCGGAUGGCAAAGUUCGCGCCGCCGUCGUCAAGGCCAACAAGGCCCAGACCCUCUACGCCGCUGACUCGAUGACCCUCGCCCUAGCCACCAACGCGCGUGGCACGGGGUUCCUCUCGUCCCACGCCGACGGCAGCAUAAUUCGGUACUACGUGGCCGAGGACGGCGCGGCCGAGGCCUCGGGGCGUAUAUUGAAGCACCAGGUGCCGGUUUACGCCCUCGGCUGGGCACAGUGCCACGUGAUGGCCGCGGGGAGCGACAGGCGGUUGGUGUUCUACGACGCGCGGGGCAAGGUCGCCAAGGCCCUGGACUACAGCAAGGAGGACCCAUCCGAGAGGGAUAUUGGGGUCGCCUGCUGCAGCCCGAGCGGACAGAGCGUCGCCGUCGGCUCCUGGAACAAGAUACGUGUUUUCGACUGGAGUCCCAGGAGGAACCUCUGGGAGGAGACGAACUCGCGGGAGCUGCCCAACUUUUACACCGUCACAGCGAUGGCCUGGAGGAGGGACGGUUCGAGGCUGGUGGUGGGCAGCCUGUGCGGUGCGGUCGAGCACUUUGAGACGAUGCUGAGGCGCACCGUGGUGCGUGGCAGCCACGAGGUGUCGUACGUCGGGCCGAGCCAGGUGGUCAUCAGGUCCCUGGAGGGUAAAGGUGGGGGCAGGCCCGUGAUCGUCAAGUCGCACGCCGGCAGCGAGAUCGAGGACGUGAAGGUGAUGGGCCGGAACGGUAGCCGGGUGGUGGCGCGCACCGUCCAGUCCUUGAUUGUCUGCGACAUCGAGCGCAACCUGCUCAGCGAGAUACCCUGGGAGCAGGACAGGAGCGACCAGGAGCGCUUCUUCUUCGAGUACCCGGGCGUGUGUUUGGUCUUUUGCGCCGGUGAGCUGACGCUCGUCGAGUACGGGAGAAACGAGGCCUUGGGACUCGUGCGCACCGAGUCGGUCAAUCCCCGGGUGGUCAGCGUGAGGAUCAACGAGCGCAGGUUGUACGGAGCCCCGGACAACAAGCGGCUCGCCUACCUGCUCGACCCGAGGACCGUGAGGAUCGUGGAUCUUGUGAACGACGUCACCGUGACGAUGAUCAGCCACGAGGCGAGAAUAGACUGGCUCGAGCUCAGCGAGACCGGGCACAGGCUCCUUUCCAGGGACAAGAGAGCCAGGCUCUGGCUCAGCGACGACGAGGGGGGACACCAGCUACUGUUGUCCGGGGUGAGCUACGUAGGCUGGGUGCCAGGGAGCGACGUGGUGGUCGCCCAGUCGGGGGCUAACUUGGUCGUUUGGUACAACAUCGACGCGCCGGACGCGUCGACGUUCAUCGGCAUCAGGGGCGACGUGACCGAAAUCGUCCGGGAGAACGGACACACGUCGGUUAUGGUUGACGAUUCGGGCACCGAUGUCGGGUACCAGCUCGACGAGGGUCUCAUAGAGUUUGGCACUGCUUUGCACGACAAUGACUUUGGCCGCGUGGUUCUGUUCCUGGAGGAGCUCGGCGAUCGGCCCCAGACCGAGGCCAUGUGGGAGAACGUCGCCAACAACGCCAUGAACGAGAGAGCCCUGGCCGUGGCAGCGCGUUGCUACGCGGCACUGGGCGACGUGGCCUGCAGCCGGAUGCUCAAGGAGAUCGUGGAGAUUGGCGAGCGGUACGCCAUGGAAUCUGGCAACGAGCCCCUGGCCAGUCCCGACUGCUGGGCCAAGCUCGCGGUCCUGCGCGGCGAACUCAAGAGCGCCGAGGCCAUCUACCUCGAGCAGAACGAGCUGACCAAGGCGCUCGACAUGUACCAGAGGUACUGGCACUGGGAGGAGGCCCUCGUGCUCGCCCAGAACCGCAGGUGGUCCGGCCUCUCGCGGCUCAGGGACAAGCACCUCGCGUGGCUCAUGGAUACCGGUCAGAUCGCCAAGGCGGCGAGCAUCAUCGAGUCGGAUAACCCGCGAAAGGCCGUCAAGCUGUACCUGGAGGCGCGCCGUCCUGGACGAGCGGCUCGACUGGUCCUCAGUCAGGACGAGCUGGUCGGCGACGAGGACGUCGUGGCCGAGGUGGUGCGCGCCCUCAACGCCGCCGAGCUGGCCGAGCUCGCUGCCGAGAUACACGAGCGCACCGGCGACUACCACUCGGCCAUCGAGUCCUACGCCAAGGCUGGCAUCUUCGCCAGGGCACUGGAACUGGCGAGGAAGCUCGAGCCCAACUCCGUGGUGCGGCUGGAGCGGGAGUGGGGCCACCACCUGAUGUCCUCGGGCCACUACGACGCGGCCAUCAACCACUUCAUCGAGGCGGGCGAGACAUCCCUGGCCCUAAAGUCGGCCGUGCUGGCACAUCAGUGGCGCAAGGCGCUCCAGAUAAUCGAGGUGGUCGACCUCGAGGGCGACCCGGAGAUGCGGGGUCUGUGCGAGCGGGUGGCCGAGCACUUUGCCUCGGCGCACGAUCUCGCCCUGGCGGAGCGGUUGUUCCUGCGCGCGGGUCUGGCUCGUCGGGCGGUCGAGGCGUACGCGUCGGCGCGCAACUGGCAACGCGCCCAGGAGCUGGCGCAGCGCGAGCUCGAGCCCGAGGAGGCCAGGGAGCUGCUGGCCGGGCACGCCGAGGCUUUGAGAAGGGCCGGGGACUACAGACACGCCGAGGCGCUGUACGCGGCUACGGAGCAGCACGAGCAAGCAAUCGCCAUGUACCGCGAGGCCGGUCACAGGCAGGACAUGGUCAGGCUCGUCGGCAAGUACAGGCCGGAACUGCUCAAAGCCACCCACGCCCACCUGGCCAAGGAGCUCGAGGCCGCGGGCAAGCCCAGGGAGGCAGAGGAGCACUUUAUCGGGGCGGCGGACUGGAGGGGUGCCGUGGCGGCCUACUGCUCGGCCAAGAUGUGGGAGGACGCCAUAAGGGUGUCCAAGAAGGCAUCUGGCGACAAAGCGGCCCAACAGGUAGCGUUGAUGUGGUCGCGGAGUUUGGCCCCGGAGUUGGGCGCGCGGCUGUUGUCGCGGUUGGGCUACUUGGACGCUUGUCUGCGGAUGACGAGCGAGGCGGGUCAGUUUGACUGGGCGCUCGAAGUAGCCAAGUACGGCAGCCCGGAGCAGCAGAGGGACGUGCACUACAGGUACGCGAUGGCGCUCGAGGACGAGGGUCGAUUCGCCGACGCGGAGCGCGAGUUCCUGAGAGCCGGCAAGGCCAUGGAAGCCGUACAGAUGUACGUGCACACGCGAGACUGGCAGGCGGCCGAGGACGUCGCGCAGAACCACUGCCCGGAGGGCCUCACCCAGGUGCUCGUCGCCAAAGCCUCGGAAGCCGUCGAAGCGAGGGACUUUGCUGGAGCCGAGUCGCUCCUACUGCGCGCCCACAAGCCCGAGAUCAUCAUUGAUCACUACAAGAACGCCGGCAUGUGGUCGGAGGCGAUGCGAGUCUGCCGUGAGUACCUCCCGACCCAGGAGGCAGCGCUGCGCCGCGAGAUCGGCCAGCACCAGCGCACCGGCAGCGGCAACGGCAGCAGCGACAACCAGCAAGCCGAUACCGACACACUCGACGAAGCUCAGCGCUGGCUCGAGGUGGGCGAGGUCCGGACCGCCCUGGAGAUCCUCAUACGAGAACCCCACGCCAGCAAGGCCUUGCUCCUCCAGGCGGCCGAAAUCCUGCUGCAAAGGGCCGAGCCCGAACUCGCGAGCAACCUGGGCGGCGAACUAGGCACGAGAUUGACCACCGCCGGGGAGCACGGACUGGCAGCUCAGGUCUUCCUCCAGGCGGACCGGUUCAAGGAGGCGGUCAACGCCCUGGUGGCCUGCGGCGACUGGACCAAGGCGAAGCGCGUCGUACGGGAGCUCGCCCCGGAACUGGGUCCCUACCUCGAGGACCUCUACCGAGAAACGAUGAUCAGGGAGGGCCAGCUGGAGAACUUGGCGCGCGUCGACGCGGACGCCGCCAUCGAGAUACUCGCCAAGAACGGACAGUGGGCCCAGGUGUUCGAGAUGGCUAGGACCCAGGGUGCCACGGCGCUGCACAAGUACGUGGCCCAGCGGGCAGCGCAGCUCAUCAAGGCCGACAGCGUGGCCGAGGCGCUGCAGCUCUACGUGGAGCACGAGGCCCCCACGCUCACCCAAAACUACAACCUGUACUUCCACCUGAGCGAGCGGGUCCUCAACGCGCCCGAGACCAGCGCGGAGUACGCGUACCUCGCCAAACUGAGGGACAUCCUGCUGGGCCUCGUCAGGAGCGUCGAAGACCCAACCGUGAGUGUGUCGAGCAAGUUUGAUAGACUGUUGAAGGCGACCCACUACUCGAGCGUGCGGUGCGCGAGCCGUACGGCCCUGCCGGCUCUCAGCGGCGUCGUGCUCAAGACGUCGGUGGCUCUGCUGCGCUACACCGAUGUCCUGUUGGCCGAUCGGUGUUACUACGAGGCCGGCAUCGAGGCGCGUGACGCCGGUCUUGCCAGCGAGGCCUUUGUCUUUUUGAACCACUUUCUCGACCUCGAGGAGUGCGUCGAGGAGGGCGACGGCAGCGUCUUGGACGUGGACGAUCUCAAGCUGACGGAUUUCCCGCUCCAAGUGCCGCUGCCGGCGUCGUUGGCUCUGAGCCGGGAGCAGCGAGAGGAGGUGCGCGAGUGGGUGCUCACCGUCUCGGUUGACCAGAAACUCGAGCAGGGCUUGCCUACCGAUCAGCGAGGUAUCUAUGUGGGCUCGUUGACCAGUCACUCGUCGAACGCAGCUCCGCUGGCCGAGUGCGCGCUUACGGGGUACCCGGUGCGGGGCCCGGCGGUGCAGUUCGAGGCCGGCCGGUGCGUCGCGAGGGACGACUGGAACAAGUUUGUCGGCGCGGCCAGGCAGAGCUCCAACGACUCGGCGCUCAACGACGUGCUGCGUUUCGUCAAUGAUUGGUGCGGCGCCGUGCCGAAUUACAGUUUGUUUUAG
This is a messenger RNA of Copidosoma floridanum, 5303 nucleotides long. It is a transcript of the gene Oseg2, whose product is annotated as intraflagellar transport protein Oseg2. Gene Ontology annotation, cellular component: ciliary basal body; intraciliary transport particle B; axoneme. The record is from RefSeq and is a predicted model, not a curated record. Gene Ontology annotation, biological process: intraciliary transport. NCBI's taxonomy places the organism in Eukaryota, Metazoa, Arthropoda, Insecta, Hymenoptera, Encyrtidae. Gene Ontology annotation, molecular function: protein binding.